This is a messenger RNA of Nylanderia fulva, 4045 nucleotides long. RefSeq names its product Glycogen binding subunit 70E (gene Gbs-70E). Gene Ontology annotation, cellular component: protein phosphatase type 1 complex. The record is from RefSeq and is a predicted model, not a curated record. Lineage: Eukaryota; Metazoa; Arthropoda; Insecta; Hymenoptera; Formicidae. Gene Ontology annotation, molecular function: protein phosphatase 1 binding; glycogen binding. Gene Ontology annotation, biological process: regulation of glycogen biosynthetic process.
CGUCUGUUCUCGUUUCGAGUGCUGUCACGUUCUCGUCGCUCGUCUCGUCAAAUGGAAAAUUACGCGGCGAUGAAUCUUUUAGAAAUUAUGUUAACGCGACGCGUGUUCACGUGUCGUGUAUAUCUCGUUCGAUGAAUCGACAUAUCGUUGGCGCCAUUAAGUGGCACUUUAUAAUCAUCUUUUCCGCGAUAUUAAUAUCUUUUUUUAACUCUUUAUCUCGCAAUGCCAUUAAAAAGAAUCCCAAUGCUGCAACUCGUAAUAUUUUCUGCGCCACUUGUUUAUUCGUUAUCUCGCGUCCUGUUAAUUACAAAGUAUCAUUUAAUAUGUAUCGCUUUUUACCGUAUAAGAAUAAGCAAAAGAAGAUACACAUUUCAUCACACGAAAACUUAAAUCUCGCGACAUAUAAAUAUCAUUUAUUUCCACGAAAUCUUUUCACACACGAUGCCUGAAAAAAAGAUAAAUUUUAUGCAGCGUGAAAAUCGUACAACACGUCUGUUAAUACUAAAAAUAUAUCAGAAUGCGCACCGUCAUUACAUCCAACUCAAUCCGAUGCGUCAAUGACACCUGUUUAUCGCUACACGCAUAUUUUAUGUUACAGCCGUGUGCUAUUAAUAUACAAGCGCUUACUCGCGGGAAAAUUCCGCGGAAACGCAUUGGCCGACCGUCGAAGGGGAUUUGGCACCGGUUACGUCAAAGUUACACGUGCAAGUUUGCAAGGUCGAACUCCAGACGAAUCAAUCAAUUAAAUCAGUGCGUCGCGGUAUAUGCAAAUUUUUUCAAAAAGCGGAAGGGAGCGAGAUGCGAUAUUUUUCGCGAUAAAUAGGCGACACAUUUAAAAAGGACAUUUAAAAGCUCGCAGAGACGAAAACCGAGAAUAUUAAAAUCGUGUCGCCACUAUAUGUAUAUGCAUAUAUGGGAGAAAAUCAAGUCCGAUGGCUGCAAGCGCGAGAAGUGCAAGAAGCACGUGACUCCGCGCUGCUUCGAUUCGCAGACGCUUCUCGAUCACGAAUGUCACUCGUGACAUUAGGUGCGCAUGCGCGCGCGCCUUUGCGUCGCCGCGCCGCGCCGGCCGGCUCGCGUUCAAACGUGCGACGGACGUAGCCGAAGGUGGAUUGGUACCGCGUUGAUUGAACGGCGCGAACGUCGUCCGAGCUCUCGAAGGCGGAGAGUUGUUAUUUUUUUGUCAACUCUCGCUUCGUUCGAACGAUAUCGCGAUCUCGCGACUUUUCGUAAUAUCGCUCGAGGAACGUCCGAUCGAAUGUCGAACGGAUUAAGAUAAGACGCCCGCUGUCGGUCGUGUGCGACGGAGUCGGUGACGGACAGGCGUGCGAUGCGCUAGGCCGCGGUUAGCAUCAUCACAUGAGAGGAGAGAGAGAAGAGAUUAUUACACAUCCUUCGUAAUAAAGAUCGAAAUUUAACAGUCGCGAAACAUCGCGAUGUCAUGUACUGUCGUAUAAAAGAUUUCGAGGAAGAGAAAGAAGAAGACAAUUUCAACAACACGAUUACCGAUCCUGAGGUUGCGGAGUAAAAAACGGGGAAUGCUCUCCUGAGGAAGAAAGAGGAACGUCGGCGGAAGUUGUUGAGAAACGGAAGGAAAUUUUCUUUAAAUCCCAUUCCUCGUCGUGUCGCAGGAGUCUGUCGUUACUGCAGAGAAACGAUCUAAAUGUGUUCCAUAGCAAUGCCGGCCGAACUGAUCCUGGGGCACAGCCCUCCGGUUUACAGUUCUCUAUUGUACAGUCCUCUGGUGGUUUCGGCACCCACAAUCAGUACUAGAACUGUGCCUCCCAGGAUCAGACCAUGUCUCUCUUCGGGAGCUUUGCCCCUGGACACGCUGCGAAACGAUGGCAGUGGCAAGCAGAAGAAACGGGUGGUGUUCGCCGACGACCGCGGUCGUCCUCUCACACAGGUUCGCGUAAUGUCGGAACCAAGCCACGUGCCACCACUAUGGAGCACGGCUUACGUGGCCGGGUUGACCGGAGGUCUGCUCGGUUCGCCCAAGGAUCCAAAUCAGGACGCGGCGCAGAAUUCUACGCCACUGUGGCAGGUGACCUUCCCGCAACCGGCAAGCGACUAUCUCGCCUUUCGCCAUAAGCUCGAUCAGGAGAGUGUCAGCUUGGAGAAUGUGAUUGUGCGCGAGUCCGAGCAAUGCCUGGUAGGCACCGUGAAGGUCCGGAAUCUGGCCUACGACAAGGAAGUCGUGGUGAGAGCGAGCAACGACUCCUGGUCCACUCACGAGGAUGUGUACUGCACGUACGUGGAGCAACGAGGCUCGCCGGUCACCCUCACGCUCUACGACACCUUUCGUUUCCGGCUCACUCUGCCCGUGGCCUCGAAUGUCAUCGAGUUCUGCGUCCGAUACCGCACCGAUGGCAAGGAGUCCUGGGAUAACAACGAGGGCAAGAAUUACGUGAUUCGUAAGAAGCAAGAGCCCCAAGUAUCGGCCAAAUGGUGCGACAACAUCCAGACGAUGACGUGCGACGGGAGCUCCAACAACGGGACCGGCAGCAUGGUCCCGCGCAACACGGAAAUCACCAGGCUCAGCAUGCGCACCUGGAGCGAAUUCUCGUCCUGGCAGCACCUAGUCAACGACGCGCCCUACUGGUGAAUCUACCUGCGAGGAGGUUUUGUAGCCCCCUCGUGUCUCGAUACCAAUUCAAGCUGUACGAACUACUCCAGUUUCUUCACCAUUUCGAGCCAAGACGAGAGAUCGAGUAAGUUGAGCCGUAGUCAUCUCGCGGGACGCGAAUCAUCUUGGAGGAUGAGGGUACGACGAGAUCACGACGAGAGAGAGGAGAAGCUGCGCGACGAUCCGAAUUGAGAACGAGGGAAACAAGAGCGCGCGUGCGGGAGAAAAACAAUCGGGGGAUGAUAGCGAACAGCAGCAGAGCGGACGCGACGUCGAGCUCCUUCGGAUAACGCAAUCUGCACGAUCCCAGCAUCCCACAUCAUCAUACAAUCAGGAUCACCCAGGUCAUCCUGCGUCCGUCUCUAACACGCCAGUAGCCACGUUCAUCAUCGGCCACGAACAUCAUCGUCGUGCGUUAUCUUCUCGAACGUCCUCUUCCUCUUCUUGUACUUCCUUAUUCCUCAGAGAUUUUCGACCCGCCUACGGCCUCAAGAUAGUCAGUCGAGCUUCCACCAGAUCGAGUCGUCCAAAUCUUGCGGAUCUCGUCACAACGGUCAAUAUUGUAAUCCUGUAAGUUAUCUCCAUUUCUUCCCUUGUCAAGUUUUUCCUCUUUCUCACAAUCUCUCUUUCUUUCUCUCUUCCGUCUCUUUGUUUAUGGCGCCCUUAACACGAUCCUUCCUGCAAAGCACAGAUUCUCGACCAGCUGUUUUCAUUAUUUUACGAGUAUAUAACGGGACACGUUUCUAGUUUCGUGUAAGGUCUCAGUAAAAGUAAAACAGUUGCGAGAUUACACUGACAAAUGCGAUGUGUCUUCAAGUGUGAAUUAUAUAUAGAUUGUUUCGUGGCACCAACAUAUGUGUAGGCUCAUCGUCCAGACACAUAAACGCCUAAAAGAUGAUUUACGAAUGUUUUUAUCAGAGGCUAGGGUCUCUUCUGGGUUGUCAUAUACUAGAGUGAUGCUAUCGUAACAUUUCUUUUAAAUAUUCAAGCGAAUUAUACUAUUAACAACUUUCAAAAGCCUUGUGCUUGCAUGUUUGCAAUCGAACAUCAACAUUUUUAACACAACUAUCAACGGCAACUUUCUACUAUUAUCUUAAUUAUUAUCUAACUGGUGCUGUCUGCUGUUUCUAUUGCAGUUCCUUCUUUCUUUCGCGUGUCCCUAUUACUUCGCGAAUAGAAAGAAUAGAAUAAACAAAAUUGUAAUUUUGCACGGUGAAGAAAGUUUCAGCAACCAUUAUUACACUAUUAGAAUCCGAAUCAAGAAGAUGAUUGAAAUACUAUAUACCUUGUAAGAUAUUAAACUACUAAUCUUCUACCGCCCAAUUAUUUACUCUCUUCGGGACUUUUAUCUCUCGCGGAUUAUUUUAAGAACGAUUUAUAUUUUAUAUAUCUAUAUAAAUGAAUAUAUUUGAUAUAUAU